UGGAAUGAGAUUACCAAGUACUUCCGAGCAUGAAUGCCCCUAAGGAAGCACAGGCAACACUUCAAGAAACAUGGGAGCUGCUUCACUGCCUCAGAAGCUGUGGAUUGGCUCCAUGAAGUGCUGAGGAAUAACAGCAGCUUCGGUCCUGAUGUGACCAGACAGCAAACUGUGCAGUUGCUGAGGAAGUUCCUCAAGAACCAUGUCAUUGAGGACAUCAGGGGGAGAUGGGGAGCUGAAACCUUGGAGGACAAUGGUGCUCUGUACAGAUUCCCUCCAACAUCUCCAAUCAAACCUCUACCAAGCCCUCCCAAAGAGAACUUGGAAAACUUCUCUGGAGACAAAGAAAAACUCUUGAAACUGCCCCAUUUAUCCAAGAAGAAAAACCAGGACUUCCUGCAGCCUCUGAAAAGCUUAGACAAGACUAAACCUGCUCUAAUAGAAGGAAACAAGGAAGGCACAGUGCAAAGAAAGGAGAUCAGCCAGGAAUAUGUGCAAGAAACAUGGAGAAACAUCAUUCUAAUACAUCUGCAAACCAUCUUGGGCCUCCCAUCGUUGGAGGAAGUGCUGCAGCCAGCACAGAUAGUUCCUGGCUAUGUCAUGUACAACAUGACCAACACCAGCAAGCAUGGGGUAGUCAUUCUGCAGGACAAGUCAGAAGACCUCCCUCACUGGGUGCUGUCAGCUAUGAAGUGCCUUGCUUACUGGCCCAGAAACAACGACCUGAGCCAACCAACUUACAGUGGGUUUGAGCGAGACGUGUUCAGAACAGUUGCUGAUUACUUUCUCAGCCUCCCUGAGCCAUUACUUACUUUUGAAUACUAUGAACUCUUUGUAAAUGUUCUAGAUCUCCUCCAGCCUCACUUGGAGAGAAUUGCAGUGGAAGCUCUGCAGAUCUGCUGCUUGCUGCUGCCACCACCAAAGCGCAGGAGGCUGCAGCUCCUGCUGCGCAUGAUGGCCAGGAUAAGUGGCAAUGUGGACAUGCCUUGCCUGCAUGAUGCCAUGGGCAACAGGUCUCUGCUGAUCCAGACAUUUUCCCGCUGUGUGCUGCACUGUGCAGAGGAGGUAGACCUUGAUGAGCUGCUGUCCACACGCUUAGUGUCGUUU
Messenger RNA from Acanthisitta chloris (rifleman), 1104 nucleotides. RefSeq names its product DEP domain containing 1 (gene DEPDC1). Gene Ontology annotation, cellular component: nucleus; transcription repressor complex. Lineage: Eukaryota; Metazoa; Chordata; Aves; Passeriformes; Acanthisittidae. The annotation marks the transcript as partial. The record is from RefSeq and is a predicted model, not a curated record. Gene Ontology annotation, biological process: intracellular signal transduction. The transcript is spliced from 8 exons.